AUGCAUGAGAUGGGGGUCAUGACAUACCGGAAAGACACAGCUGCAUACCAGGCCAUCCUCGGGUCUUGGGCAGGGAGCAUUAUGCUCCGUAUGCUAAUCGACCAUGAGAUUGAGAUUGGACGAGGACGACAAAUUCGAAGCGUCUCCAUGGUAGUAGGAGAGAACCUGAAGUAUCAGAUCGGAAAUAUUCUGCCUUUCCAUCAAGCAUUUUCACUCUUUAUCGUGAUCGGUAAUUGUAAGACCGAAAUCAUAGUAUACGAAGGUGGAUAA
Molecule: messenger RNA, 270 nt
Organism: Fusarium pseudograminearum CS3096
Lineage: Eukaryota; Fungi; Ascomycota; Sordariomycetes; Hypocreales; Nectriaceae
Exons: 2
Coding region: 1-270 (89 amino acids)
Source: RefSeq, a predicted model, not a curated record